CGAAGAAAGGGAGAGGCGGAGGGCAGUCGACGGAGGUGUGGGAGGAGAAGGUGGUAAGAGAGGAAGAAGAGCGGGAGAGAGGGCAGUCGAGGGGAGAAGCGAAGGUGUUUGUUCGGUGAAUCUGUGUGUGGAGAAGACGGGAAGGGAGGAGGAGGAGGCGCGAGGCGGAGGGCAGUCGACGGAUGUGUGGGUGGAGAAGGUGGUAAGGGAGGAAGAAGAGCGAGGGAGAGGGAGAGGGCAGUCGACGGGAGAAGCGAAGGUGUUUGUUUGGUGGAUCUGUGGGUGACGUAUUCGUGAUUGAUUGAGAUGGACGCAUGGCGAUCGAGCACGGCAGGGGAGUGGACGACUCUGGGAGGGUCGGUGGGUUUGUCAUCAUCAAGAGGCAUUCGCCACGUGGAAGCAGCUUGUUUAUCGUUGAUAUCCGAGUCGGCGACAGCGACGACGGCAUCGGUGUGUGCGGCAUCGACGUCCAAGGACGAGCUCGAAGCGCGGGGAAACACGUGUGCAUCGUCGGGGACAAUUCCCGCGCUUUCGAGAAAACGCGGGACCGCACUGGCCAUCGCGACACCACGGAAGCCGACGCGCAGAUUGGGGAACUGGAGAGAGCGAGGCGGCGGGAGCCACGUGCCGGCGUCGGUGGGCCUGGCAUCGACGUCCAAGGACGAGCUCGAAGCGCGGGGAAACAUGUGUUCAUCGCCUGGGGCAAUUCCUGCGCUUUCGAGAAAGCGCAGGAGUUCGUUGGCGAUCGUGACAGAAGCGAAGCCGACGCGUAGAUUGGGCAACUGGAGAGAGGGAGUCGGCGGGUGUCAGGGGCAUUGGUGUGACUCGCUUGCAGCAGCUGUCGUAGACGGGGAUGACGGUCUUUGUGGUGGCGGAAGGGAGGUGCGGAGAGAAAGGGGGUUAGUAGUGGGAGGAGGGGGGUGGUGGAGGACGAAGAGCGCUAGUGCGGGGAGAUUGCGAAAUGCAAGUGGCGCUUCCGCCGCUGUGCGCCGCUUUCGUUCCGCCGCUGCCGGGUGCAUCAUCGACGGAGGAGGGGGCUUUGGGGGGGGCCGACACGUGAGCAGUGCUCGAUGCGUGCAGGUGGAUGGGGUGCGGCGUUGUGUGGGAAGUGGGGUGGGGACUGGGUAUUGGAAGAGAACGGGGAGUGGGGGAUGGUCGGGGGAAAACGGCCGUCUCGGUGGCGGCCGUAUCUUGCGAGCUGGCCUCUUGUCCGACAACAGCAGGGCAGGGAUGUAUCGGAUGCCGAGUGAGGUGUUGGAGAAGCGCGUGAAGAGAAAAGGUAGAGGCCAUGGUGGAGGAGGUGCGUUGCGAGGAGUAGGCUGUGUGCUCUUGUUGAGGAAGCUGAUCUGUUUGCAGACACUUUUGGCGGCGGCCUCUUGGGGCUCGAGGUAUGGGUGGGGUAGGUUCUUGGGCAAGGCCGGAACGAGAAUAAGACGGUCGUCGCUGGCGGAGACGAAGGUGGAGGAGGACAGCAGGAAGAAGGCCGGGGAGAGUGGGGUAGAAGGAGAGAAGGGCAGAGGAGAAGGAGAGGGUGGAGACCGGAAGAGAGAAGGAUUGCUGACCGACCGAGUGGGUAGAGCGGUUCUGAGCGGUCGUUCUCUUGUUGCGACUGGUCGCCGACCGACUGCGUCCGUCGGUGGUCCGUGGAUCGAUGAAUUGACGGCCAGGUUCGUGUUCCUCCUGCGGAGAGGAGAGAGAGAUUGGGAGGGCGGGACGGAGAAAGGGGGAGGAGAAGUAGUGGGCUAUGCUGCUGCUGCUGCCGAUUUCGCUGAGGACCGAUCUGUCGUCGUUGGGGAAAUGUCUGGAGGACGCAGGGAAGGGGAAGGCAUGCGGGUUGUUGGUGGAAGGUCUGGAGAAGAAAUGGGGUAUGCUGCUGCUGCUGCUGCUGAUUCCGCCGAGGAUCGAUCCGUCGCCGUCGUUGGUGCCUUUGCGGCGGCUGAGGACGGUGACACGUGGCGGGAGGAGAAGGGAAGUGGCAAUGCCACCACCGGUCGUCUUUCUUCUCCGUUCUCGUUUCUGUCUUCAGCGUUGGCAUUUCCCGUCGUUUGCGGUCCAUUUGCGCCGGAGAAUGGGCGGCGGUUGGUGACAUUUCCCGCCGUUUGCGGUCCAUUUGCGCGGGAGAAUGGGCGGCGGGUGAUGGAGGGGGAGCUUGUCUCUUCCUAUCAACCUGAUGAGAAGAAGGAACAGGGUUGGGUGUUGGCCUUGGCGGUGGCUGUCGCUCUUGGCUGCUGCGUGGCAGUGACGAGCUGGCGGGGAUUUCUCUCCUCAUGGAGAUUCGUUCGGGGGCGCAGUCUCUCGCAACAACAAUGGCAUAGUACGUGUUGCAUUGGUGGGGGCCGUAAUACGAGACGGAUAGGGGGUCUCACGUGGUGCAGAAGGGCUGCGGGGACGGUCCGUCGGGGGCGAGACUGCGUUGCCAGUGUCGAUGACGAAAACGAUGGCGUCGAAGCGGGGAGUCGAUCCCGGGACCUUAUCGUUGAUGGAAACAUCCCGCGUGCUAGAGUCGAUGAACAAGGUAGAGAAGGAGAGGGGAGAGGAGAAGAGAGAGAUGGAGAAGGGAAAGAGGGAGAAGGGAGAGAUGCUGUUGGUGCGGGGUCUCGAUCCCGGGACCUUAUCGUUGACGGAAGAGUUCCGCGUGCUAGAUUCGAUGAACAAGACAGAGAAGGGAGAGAUGGAGAAGGGAGAGAAGGAAAAGAAGGGAGAAUAGCGUGUGAAGGUAGCAGUGAUUGGGAUAGGGUUUUAGGAGGGGGGUUAGGGGCUUUGGGAGGAAAUCGGGAAUGGGAGAGAGGGUUUGGAGGAGGAGGAGGAGGAGGAGGAGGAGGGGGGGGGAAUUACCCCUCUUCACCUAUCUUGAUUCCGGAUAUGGCAAGGCUGGCGGCGGAGAGCUUGUCCGCAUCGACACGUGUUGCAGCUGUGGUCCCCGGACUAGAUGAGGUCCAACCAGAGCCGACGAUCGUUUUCGUUGGCGGGAACUCGACUAGGAGGAAGAAGAGCAACAGCUUUGUGAAGCUGGCCGCUGACCGAGUGGGGCCUUCAGUCGUCCGGCUUGACACAGAGAGAUGGAGGGACAAGGCCGAGACAGCAGAGAGAAGGGCCAGUAAGGGCAUGCAUCUCAUGGCACAAGGAAGCGGGUUUGUACUCGAUGGUAAUGAAGGGACUAUAGUGACGAAUGCGCAUGUCGUCCAGGGUGCGGACCGUGUAAGGGUCACGUUCGUGGAUGGCAGAACAUACGAAGCCGAGGUAAAGGGCACAGACGACCUUACUGAUCUAGCUGUUGUCAAGAUCGAUCUGAAGGAGGGGGAGAACCUUCCGAAAGCACCACUUGGGGACAGCAGCACUGUUGAAAUUGGUGAUUGGGUGAUUGCGGUGGGCAAUCCUUUUGGUCUGGACAACACUAUCACUCUUGGGAUCAUAAGCAAUUUGCAUCGUACAUCAGCCGAGGUUGGAAUACCAGAUAAGCGGUUGGAUUUCAUGCAGACGGAUUGUGCCAUCAACCCAGGCAACUCGGGCGGGCCUCUUCUGAAUGAAUUUGGAGAGGUGACGAACGUGAAGAAGAUUGUCGAGGCUCUUGGUGAAGGUCGGACAGUCCGCCACGCAUAUCUUGGCGUUCAAAUGGUCACACUUACCCCGGAGCUUGCUAAGCAGUGUAAUAUGGACCCCAACUCCGGUGUGGUGGUUCCCGAGAUUAGAGGCGUCCUGAUUGUGAAGGUCAUGCCCGGGUCGCCAGCAGCCCUCGCAGGACUGCGAUUAGGGGAUGUGGUUGUGGGAGUGGAUGGAAACCGGAUGCAGAGCACAGGAUCUCUUCAACAGUCGGUGGAAUUUAGCUCAGUUGGCCAGGCACUGAAGCUGCAGAUCCAACGAGGGGAGAAAGAGAUGGAGAUGGUCGUGAGGACGGGAGAAAUGUCAGCCUUUAUAGACCCCUCGAAGAAUGGAAACGACAACGAUGGAGGAGGGGGUGGAGGAGGAGGACGGGGAGGAGGAGGAGGAGGUAGUUUGCAGGGCAGUAACAAUGCACCAAGAAGUGGUAGUGGGCGUGAAGGAUCGAUGCGGAGGAAGGACACUUUUACCCAAAGGGCAACGGUCACCUGUACGUAGUAGUUGAUCGGAGGGGUAUUUUUUCAUUUGAUUUGACAAUUUGACAAUUUGUAUAAUCCUUUCCUUUCCUUUCAGUAUAAUCCUUUGGUCACGUUACACGACAUAAAUCUAAUAUCGCAUGAAUCUUGGACAUGCGGCAGCAUCCGAGUAAAGCAUUAUCUGUCCGGAACAAGGGUGUUCUUACGCGAAAGGACAACUGCCGUAUGCAAGAGUAGUCUUCAGGAAGUAGACAGGUGUUCUUUCAUUCAGGGUACUGUACAGUCCUCUUCAAUUAGCUAUGAGUCUAUCUGGUCGUAACUCUGUCAAAUAGUCUCAAAAUCUAUGCGUAGAGAGAAGCAGCGGAUUGGGAGUUUUCACAUCCUCACUGCUGGGGCAGUGCUGCGAGGACGAGUGCAAGCGAUCCAUUUGAGUCAUGUUGCAGCUCCGCUCACAGCAGUCCUUGUCAAUUUGUAAAGCUUACUGAAAGGUUCAGAGGUGUCCUGUUCAAUCUCGAGUACAGUUUGAAUUAAAGUACGAUGACAGAUCUGCCAAAUAAAAUCUGAAAAUAUGCAUUCUCAUUGCCAAGAAUAGGCAAUCCCUUCUUGAUUGAUCGGAUCGGUGCUAUUCCGUUCAUAGCCACCCUCAGUCUGUAGUUACUGUGCGGAACGCACUGUGGUCUUCGUCUAUAGUUACCGUGCCCAACCACUGUCGUUUUGUCUUAUAGUUACUGUGUGGAACCACUGUGGUCUUCGUCUAUAGUUACUGUGCGGAACCACUGUGUGGAUCGACUGCGGUCUCCGUCUUCAGUUACUGUGGGGAACCAUCGUGGUCUUUGUCUGUACUUACGGUGCGGAAGCACUGUGGUCUUCGUCUAUAGUUACUGUGCGGAACCACUGUGUGGAUCGACUGUGGUCUUCGUCUUUAGUUACUGUGGGGAACCAUUGUGGUCUUUGUCUAUACUUACGGUGCGGAAGCACUGUGGUCUUCGUCUAUAGUUACUGUGCGGAAYCACUGUGGUCUUCGUCUAUAGUUACUGUGCGGAACCACUGUGUGGAUCGACUGUGGUCUUCAUCUUUAGUUACUGUGGGGAACCAUUGUGGUCUUUGUCUAUAGUUACUGUGCGGAACCACAGUGGUCUUGGUCUUUAGUUACCAUGUGGAUCGACUGUGGUCUUCGUCCUUAGUUACGUUGUGGUCUUUGUCUAUAGUUACUGUGUGGAAAGAAUGUGGUUUCUCUCAAAGUGAUGAGAGUGGGGGGGGUUUGUUUGGACCAGGUGCACAUGCGGCAAGGCAAGCGACGAAGAGUCUGGCCGCUACUUGACAAGACAGCGCAAUCUCCUCGGCUCGACCGAUCCGUGCUCUUCAGUUCAUAGCCACCUCCAGUCUAUAGCUACCGUGCAGAACCACUGCUGUCUUCUCCCAAAGUGGUGAGAUUGUGAGGUUUGUGUUUGGAUCAGGUGCACUUGUGGCAUUUGCAAACGUGAAGAUGCCGGCCUCUACUUGAGUGCACAGAUGACCAAACUUACCAGCCCGCUAAACGUUGAAGCUGUUGGGGCGAUUUUCUCAACUUCACUCACUGUAUUCAUGCUUUGUCUCUGUAUCGCAUGAAUGUGCUUUGUCUCUGUAUCACAUGAAUGAAAAAACAGGACAAGG
Molecule: messenger RNA, 5726 nt
Organism: Chara braunii
Lineage: Eukaryota; Viridiplantae; Streptophyta; Charophyceae; Charales; Characeae
Source: the annotation of a GenBank genome assembly